UCUUCCUCUCCUUCAUCUCUCUCUGCCCACAUGAAAUCACGUCUCCGAUUUCUAAAACCCGACGCCGAUCCGACGCCGACUUAUAUUUCCAGCUCAACAAACCACACCGCUAUGAUUUGAGUUUCCAAUCGGAUCUUGCGUCCACUCCGCAAUCGCAAUCUGAUUCCGAUCAAUCUUCCGAUUUGUCGUGGUUAGAUAGGAUGUUGAAACAGUGAAUCGAAUCAGUGAGAUUGAGGAAUGGCGUGGUUCAGUGGGAAAGUAUCGUUGGGGAACUUCCCGGAUCUCGCCGGCGCAGUGAAUAAGCUCCAGGAGAGCGUCAAGAACAUCGAGAAGAAUUUCGACACCGCCUUAGGGUUUGAAGACAAGGACAAGCCUGACUCCGGCAAUGAAGGUUCAGGAUUAUGGCCUUCAUCUGCCGACACGAUUAUGUCCUUUAUGGGGCAAAAGAGUGAGGAUGACACUGUUGAAUCAUCAUCACAGGGAGCCGAGUCUUCCAAGUCUGUAGCUAAGGUUGUGGAUUCAUCGUUGGAGCACGAGUCUUCAUCUAUGGUUGAAGUAUCGUCGGUAGAGGCUGAAUAUCCACCUAAGGUUGAGAAAUCAUCAGGGGAGCCUAAAUCUCCACCUGAGGUUGAUGAAUCGACAGUGGAGCCUGAGUCUUCUUUUAAGGUUGAGAAGUCAUCGGUGGAGCCUAAAUCCCCACCGAAGGCGGAGAGUUCAUCAGGGGAACCUAAAUCUCCACAAAAUCCAUCUGGGGUUGAUGAAAAAGAUGGGGCGACUGAGACAUUUUCUGCAACUGAACGAACUGCUAAAGAGGACAAUGAAGUUUCUGAGGAAGAAAAAAAUGAAAAAAAUGCUGAGACAGCAGAGGAAACAAAGACUUCGGAAGUAGAGCCUGAGAAAUCAGAGUCUCAAUUGCCCUCGGUGCCAGUUGAGGCACCUGAGCCCACCAUGAAUGCCACAUCAUCGGGUUUUGUUGGUUCUCAAGAAGACAAUAAGAUUUCAGUUGGGGGACCCUCAGAAUUUUCAGAAUCAGCUCACGAAAUGUUAGGAGCUGUUAAUGUAGGUGAAGUUGAGGGUAGUACUGCUAUGCGCAGUGAGCCACAUGAGCAAGCUGAUGUGCAUGAGAAUGAAGAUGCCCAAAAGGCAGACAAAGAGAAUGAUAAUGAAACUGUGAUUCAGGCUGGAGACAUUACUGAAACGGUUUCUACAGCCAAACAUGAGGAAUCAACUGAGAGCCUGCCUCGAGAUGUUACUGAGCCAUCUGCUAUUGACUCCGUUACCACUGAGGUGAGUCAUAGCUCUAGUGGAUCUCCUACCAACCAGUUACCUAGUGUAUAUACUUCCAAUGAGGUUUCAGAUGUCUCUUCGGAGUUGGUUAUCAUUGAGGAACCAGAAACUGGAAAUCGAGUUGAUGAGGAUGAAACCAACUAUGAUGAGCAACGUCUGAGCUCAGGACAAAAGUCAGACUCUUCAGACACAGGAGCACAUGUGCCUGACGCUUCCAACACUUUUCUUGAACUUGAGAAGCUGAAGAAGGAGAUGAAAAUGAUGGAAGCUGCAUUGCAAGGUGCUGCAAGACAGGCUCAGGCAAAAGCUGAUGAGAUCGCUAAGUUCAUGAAUGAAAAUGAGCACUUAAAACUUAUGGUUGAAGAUUUAAAGAGAAAAUCCACUGAAGCAGAAGUUGAGUCUCUGCGGGAGGAAUACCAUCAGAGGGUUGCAACGCUUGAAAGGAAGGUUUAUGCUCUUACAAAAGAAAGGGACACUCUUCGAAGAGAGCAGAAUAAGAAAAGUGAUGCAGCUGCACUUCUGAAGGAAAAGGAUGAAAUAAUUAAUCAAGUUAUGGCUGAAGGUGAAGAACUUUCGAAGAAACAGGCCACUCAAGAAGGUCUCAUUAGAAAACUAAGGGCUCAGAUUAGAGAGUUCGAAGAAGAGAAGAAAGGGUUGAAUACCAAGCUUCAGGUAGAAGAGAAUAAAGUAGAGAGUAUCAAGAGGGACAAGACAGCUACAGAAAAGUUGCUGCAGGAAACUAUAGAAAAGCACCAAACCGAACUUGCAGCACAGAAAGAGUAUUAUACUAAUGCUUUGGCUGCUGCCAAGGAGGCAGAAGCAAUGGCCGAGGCACGUGCUAACGAUGAAGUGAGAUCUGAACUAGAGAGUCGUCUAAGAGAGACUGAGGAGCGUGAGGCUAUGCUAGUUCAGGCCCUUGAAGAAUUACGACAAACGCUCACUAGAACAGAGCAGCAGGCAGUAUUUAGAGAAGACAUGCUUCGCCGGGACGUUGAGGAUCUUCAGAAACGUUAUCAAGCAAGUGAGCGGCGAUGUGAGGAGUUGAUCACACAAGUACCAGAAUCUACCAGGCCUCUUCUUAGGCAAAUUGAAGCAAUGCAGGAAACAACUUCAAGAAGGGCAGAAGCUUGGGCAGCUGUUGAGAGGUCUCUUAACAAUCGACUACAGGAAGCAGAGGCAAAAGCUGCGUCUGCUGAGGAAAGAGAGAGAUCUGUGAAUGAACGCUUAUCUCAAACCUUAUCUCGGAUUAAUGUUCUUGAGGCUCAGAUUUCAUGUCUUCGAGCCGAGCAAUCACAGUUAAGUAAGUCUCUUGAAAAGGAGAGACAAAGAGCAGCUGAAAAUAGGCAGGAGUACCUUGCUGCAAAGGAAGAAGCUGACACUCAAGAAGGCCGUGCAAACCAGCUUGAAGAAGAAAUUCGUGAGCUCAGGCGAAAACAUAAGCAGGAGUUACAAGAUGCAUUGAUGCACAGGGAACUGCUGCAGCAGGAGGUAGAAAGGGAGAAAGCUGCCAGGUUGGAAUUGGAAAAGACAUCUCGUCUCCGUAUUUCCACUGUAUCUGAUCAGACAACCCUAACAAGGCAAAGCUCUGCUUUUGAGAAUGGAAGCUUGAACCGUAAACUUUCAAAUGCUAGCAGCCUGGGGAGCAUGGAGGAAAGCUAUUUUCUACAAGCAUCUCUGGACUCGUCUGAUAGUUUCUCCGAGAGGAGAAAUGCCAGUGAAGCAACCAUGACUCCGUACUAUAUGAAGAGCAUGACACCUAGCGCAUUUGAAGCUUCCCUUCGUCAGAAGGAGGGUGAACUUGCAUCCUACAUGUCUCGUCUGGCAUCCAUGGAAUCUAUCCGUGAUUCUCUAGCUGAGGAACUGGUCCAGAUGACAGAACAGUGUGAAAAGUUACGAGCAGAGGCUGGCAUGUUACCUGGCAUAAGGGCAGAGUUAGACGCACUAAGGAGGAGACAUUCUGCCGCAUUGGAGCUGAUGGGUGAACGAGAUGAGGAGCUCGAGGAACUUCGUGCGGAUAUUGUAGACUUGAAAGAGAUGUACAGAGAGCAAGUAAACUUGCUUGUGAACAAGAUACAGAUAAUGAGUUCAGCAGUUGGAGCCUAACCUCAUAUUAUCAUAUAUUUGUCUAGCAAUUCAUGAUCAUGGUAUAUAUAAAGCUAUUGUGUACUGGUAAAAUGCCAUUGUUUUAUUCAAGCAUCAUUCUGGGUUUGCUCUUGUUUUAUUUGCUGAAGUGUUUGUAAAAGGGUUGGAUGCCCUCCUUUAAGUUUUGCAAUUUUGAUGAUGUGCAUGUUAAAGUUAAAAACAUGCAUGUAAUUCAGGGGAAUUGUUGUAUAGCAUGAUCUUUGGCUGACA
Argentina anserina (silverweed cinquefoil) is the source of this 3639-nucleotide messenger RNA. RefSeq names its product golgin candidate 5. The transcript has 19 exons. The record is from RefSeq and is a predicted model, not a curated record. NCBI's taxonomy places the organism in Eukaryota, Viridiplantae, Streptophyta, Magnoliopsida, Rosales, Rosaceae. Bases 238 to 3390 code for a protein of 1050 amino acids.